AUGCGAAUGAUGAUGAUUUCCAUCGGGAUCGCCGGACUCGUGCAAGCCUCGCCGCUCGCGAUCGCUCACGCGAAACCGGCGAGCGGUGAGGGCAUCGAGUGCACGAUGAUGACCCCGUGCACGCCGCCGCCGCCGGACGGGAAGGCGCGGUACGAGUUGCCGGGAACGACGUACGACCCGGCGAAGGAGGCGGAGCUGCGGUUCAUCGAAAAGAUGAACGGAGGCGGCGCGAGCGCGAAAAGCGCCGAGCAAGGUCGAGCUGAGGCGUUCUUGGAGCGUCGAUGA
Ostreococcus tauri is the source of this 285-nucleotide messenger RNA. RefSeq names its product unnamed product. NCBI's taxonomy places the organism in Eukaryota, Viridiplantae, Chlorophyta, Mamiellophyceae, Mamiellales, Bathycoccaceae. The record is from RefSeq and is a predicted model, not a curated record. The coding region runs from base 1 to 285 and encodes 94 amino acids. The transcript has a single exon.